GCAGUCCUUCCUGAGAAACCGAGCGGUUCAGGAUGGCGGUGCAGGCUGCGCACCUGGAGGCCGACGCCUUCCUGGUCUGCCUGAAUCACGCGCUGAGCACCGAGAAGGAGGAGGUCAUGGGGCUGUGCAUUGGGGAGGUUGAUACAAGCCGAAUUGUUCACAUUCACUCUGUGAUCAUCCUACGCCGCUCAGAUAAAAGAAAAGAUCGUGUGGAGAUUUCUCCAGAGCAGCUUUCAGCUGCUUCAACAGAAGCAGAGAGAUUGGCUGAACUAACUGGACGGCCCAUGAGAGUUGUGGGCUGGUAUCACUCUCACCCCCACAUAACAGUCUGGCCAUCACAUGUAGAUGUUCGCACGCAAGCAAUGUAUCAGAUGAUGGACCAAGGUUUUGUGGGACUUAUCUUCUCCUGUUUCAUUGAAGAUAAAAACACAAAGACAGGUCGGAUUCUAUACACCUGUUUCCAGUCCAUUCAAGCCCAAAAGAGUUCAGAGUACGAAAGGAUUGAAAUCCCUAUUCACGUGGUUCCUCACAACACCAUUGGGAAAGUAUGUUUGGAAUCGGCUGUGGAGCUGCCCAAAAUCCUGUGUCAAGAGGAGCAAGAUGCCUACAGGAAAAUCCAUAGCCUUACACAUCUGGACUCCAUAACCAAGAUUCACAAUGGCUCAGUGUUCACGAAGAACCUCUGCAGCCAGAUGUCUGCCAUCAGUGGCCCUCUGCUGCAGUGGCUGGAAGACCGCCUGGAGCAGAACAAGCAGAGGAUGCAGGAGCUGCAGCGGGAGAAAGAAGAACUCCUGGAGGAACUUGCUGCCCUGGAGUGACCUCAUGGCCUAGAAAGUGAAGCAAGAGCUACAUGUUCAAAAGCUUGGCCCUGUUCUGUGUUGCUGCUGCUUCCCUCCUUCUCCCAUCUUGCAGUCAGUGCUGCUAGAAAAUGGGAGGAGCCCUGGGCACAAACACGAAGUUGUCAGAGGGGUGGGGAAGAGCAGCAGACCCUGGAGAAGGUUGCAAGGUCCCUUUUGGAGAUGGACUUGUUUUUUUCGCACAACAGCCUGGGGAAUGAGUAGGGGGUGGGGGUAGAGGUGGGUACCAUUGGGACAGAUGCCCUUUCCUUGUCACUUACCUGGUAAAAACCAACUAACCCACACUUGUUGGGAAACGCACACUGGCAGGGUUACAGAAAUGCAUUUCCAUGUUUUUUGUCUGAAUGAAAAACUGAUUUGUGUAAUAAAACAAUCUACCUAGUGGAUGCUUACAGAACAAGA
Hemicordylus capensis (graceful crag lizard) is the source of this 1259-nucleotide messenger RNA. RefSeq names its product BRCA1/BRCA2-containing complex subunit 3 (gene BRCC3). The transcript has 8 exons. Gene Ontology annotation, molecular function: polyubiquitin modification-dependent protein binding; cysteine-type deubiquitinase activity; metallopeptidase activity. The record is from RefSeq and is a predicted model, not a curated record. The coding region runs from base 33 to 818 and encodes 261 amino acids. Gene Ontology annotation, biological process: double-strand break repair. Lineage: Eukaryota; Metazoa; Chordata; Lepidosauria; Squamata; Cordylidae. Gene Ontology annotation, cellular component: BRCA1-A complex; BRISC complex.